Amphibalanus amphitrite is the source of this 3315-nucleotide messenger RNA. RefSeq names its product IQ motif and SEC7 domain-containing protein 1-like (gene siz). The record is from RefSeq and is a predicted model, not a curated record. Lineage: Eukaryota; Metazoa; Arthropoda; Thecostraca; Balanomorpha; Balanidae. Gene Ontology annotation, biological process: actin cytoskeleton organization; regulation of ARF protein signal transduction. The transcript is spliced from 13 exons. The coding region runs from base 105 to 2564 and encodes 819 amino acids. Gene Ontology annotation, molecular function: guanyl-nucleotide exchange factor activity; protein binding.
GUUUACAAUCACCUGGCAUCGCGUCAUUCGUCGAGCUGGUGCACUGGUGUGUGGGUGCGUGACUGCUCGUUCUAGUUUAAAAGAGCCGGGACAGGGUGUGCGCCAUGGACGGGCGUGAGGCGCUGAUAGCGCAGCAGCGCCGUCAGAUUGCCGAGCUGAGCACGGAGCUGGAGGCGGUGUGUGGCGAGCGGGAUAUGCUGCUGCUGGAGCUGCAGCAGCUGCGGUGUCAGCUGGAGCUGCGCGACCUCACCACCGCCGCCAGUCCUCAGCGGCCGGCAGCGAUGCCUUCAGAGGAUCACAGUCCGCCGAGCGGCGGCACCGCCCGCCGCAAGCCGGACACCUGCAUGAAACGGUCCCGGAUCAGCCCGGCCGGGUACGAGCUGAGCCAGGACCUGGCCGACCGACAGGUGGCCUGUCUGGAGCGCAAGUACGGCGGACGGCGCGCGCGUCACGCAGCCGUCACCAUCCAGCGCGCCUACCGGCGCCACCAGCUCACCAAGGCCUUCCGCGCCAUCACCACGUCGGCCAAGAGUGAGAAGCGCCUGUCGCGCCGAUUCGAGCUGCCCGAGUGCUGGCCGCCGCUGGCGCCGGCCGCGCCGGCUCCCACUCCGGUGACGCCGAUCGCGGCCAGCCAGUCGGCGCUGCCAGCUCCGCUCACAGCCACCCGCAGCGCGGCCAGCCUCAACCUGAGCCACAGCCUGGAGAACGACUCGGACCUCUCCGACCGCGAGUACCAGAGCUACGGCUACCUCAACGACUCCACCUACAUCGCCGAGUACGUGUCACCGCAGGCGGGCUUCAGCCCGCGGCACACCGCCGCUUACCAGUCGGGCGGCGAUGUGCCCAUGUCGCCGGCGGCGGGCGGGCGGCGGGCGCGCGGCCCGCGGCCCGAGCCGCCGCACCGGACCAGCUCCAUGUCUUCAGUGCCGCGCCGUCUGGAGCAGCCGUCCACCAGCUCCGGCAGCGAGAGCAGCCUGGGCUCGGCCGGCCAGGGCGCCGUCGGACCGGUCAGCACCUCGUCGCCGGCUGUGGUGCGUCGCCGCUCGCAGCAGCGCUCGUCGAGCCGUUCGGGCACCGGCCGGCGGACCGCGGCACGCGCCGGUGACGCCUCGGAUGGCGCCGAGCCGCCGGAGCGGGCCACCCGCACCACGCAGGUCGUUUACCCGCAGACGGCGUCCUACAAGGUGCCCGAGAUCGUCCGUAAGCGGCAGUACCGCGUCGGCCUGAACCUGUUCAACACGCGGCCCGAGCGCGGCAUCGACUACCUGAUCGGACGCGGCUUCCUGGACGAGUCGCCGCACAGCGUGGCGCGCUUCCUCAUCACCAGGAAGGGCCUCAGCAAGCAGAUGAUCGGCGAGUACCUGGGCAACCUGCAGGCGCCCUUCAACGCCGCCGUCCUCGAAGCGUUCGUGCAGGAGCUGGACUUUUACAACAUGCAGCUGGACGUGGCACUGCGCAAGUUCCAGACCUACUUCCGGCUGCCGGGCGAGGCGCAGAAGAUCGAGCGGCUCAUGGAGGUGUUUGGCAACCGGUACUGCCAGUGUAACCACGAGCUGGUCUCCAGUCUGAAGACGGACUCCACCGUGUUCGUCCUGGCCUUCGCCAUCAUCAUGCUCAACACGGACCUCUUCACGCCCAACAUCAAACCCGAGCGGAAGAUGAAGCUGGACGAUUUUGUCAAGAACUUGCGCGGAAUCGACGACGGCGCCGACGUGGACCCGCAGCUGGUGUCGGGCAUUUACGAGCGGGUGCGCGCGCAGGAGUUCCGUGCCGGGCCCGACCACGUCACGCCCGUGCUCAAAGUGCAGCAGACCAUCAUCGGCAAGAAGCCGCCGCUGGCGCUGCCGCACCGCCGCCUGGUCUGCUACUGUCGCCUGUACGAGGUACCGGACGUCUCCAAAAAGGAGCGGCCCGGCGUCCACCAGCGAGAGGUGUUCCUCUUCAACGACCUCAUGCUCGUCACUAAGAUCUUCAGCAAGAAGAAGAACGCCAUGACGUACUCGUGUCGGCAGAGCAUCCCGCUGGCCGGCCUGACCGUCUCCGCGUUCGACAUCGCCCACUAUCCGUACGGGAUCCGGCUGUCUCAGCGUGUCGACGGAAAGGUGCUGCUCACCUUCAACGCGCGCAACGAGCACGACCGGACCAAGUUCUGCGAGGACCUGCGCGAGAGUAUCCUGGAAAUGGACGAGAUGGAGGCACUGAGGAUCGACGCCGAGCUGGAGCGGCAGAAAGCCAACGGCGCCCGGCACGGCCGGAGCUCGGAGAACCGCGACUCGGGCGUGGCCGACGUGGAGGAGGUCUCGGCGGACGGCAGCCCCAAGGCGGCCUCUGGCGGCGCCGGCGGCGGCGGUCUGCGCCGCUCAGCGCUCUCCAACUCCCUGCUGGACAUGAGCGAGGCGCGGCCGCAGCGGCGCGGCAGCGUCGGCUCGCUCGACUCUGGCAUGUCGGUCAGCUUCCAGUCGAGCAGCACGGCGUCGGUGCCGGCCGGCAGCCCGCCAGGCCCGGCGCGCGGCGCGCCCGCCGGCCAGCGGCCGCCGCAGGUGCCGCCGCACCGGCCGCCCUGAGAGCGCGCCGCCGCCGCCCGGCUGUCGGGACACUGACUGAGGCCCGGCCCGCCGACCAGGCGACGAUCAGACUGGAGUAGAGCGGGCCGUGGGGCCCCGAGAGGAGAGGGCCCGACUGCCGAGCCCGGAGAGGAGCAGAGUGCAGAGUUCAGAGAGGAGCAGAGUGGAGAGCCCGGAGGAGCGGAGAGCAGAGUGGAGAGGAGAGGCGCACGGGCUCGCAGCUCAGUGAAGAGGCGCGGAGAGUGGAGGGGAUGUGUAAGUGCGGAGCCCAGAGGAGCCGAGUAGUGGUCCGGGGUGGGCCGGGCGAGUGAUCAGAGGUGGUCCAAUCAGCACUGCCCGGUGCCGGCCGGUGGGCAGGUCAGCAGCGAUCAGCGCUGGCCGGCCGGCCGGAGUAGAUCAGCGUCGGACCGCCGCGGCCCGGUGUCGGCCCAGCGGUGGACUCCGAUCAGACGAGGCACUGCCGUCAUCGGGAGACGAUUUAUCCAUUCAUAUUGAGUCAACUAACAACGUUCUAGUCGUUACGCGUGGUCGCCCGGGCGUUAGUCUUUCGAACGAGGGAGAAUAACUAUGUACAUACGAUAUCAAAUCAGCCGCCGAAGCGGAGCUCGAAUAGACUUGGCACGGACAGUUAGUGCGCGACCAAAUGGACCGUUAUUUUGAUAUCUAUUCCAGAUGGGUGCGUUACUCUGUGACCAUUGUAUUGUGAGGGUGUUACAGUCGCCUUAUUUUACAAAUACAUGUUGUUUGAAAU